AUGUCAGCCCUUCAUGCAUAUCUAGAUCAACAAGUUCUCACCCUAACACAAGAUGGAAGAGUGAUCAUCGGAAAGCUGAUAGGUGUGGAUGGAGUGGGAAGUGUGAUUUUGAGCGGAUGUGUGGAGAGAAUAUUCAGUGCAGAUGCACCGGUUGAAGAAGUUCCAUUGGGUUUGUAUCUUGUCAGAGGGGAUGCUAUAUCAAUGAUUGGAGAUAUAGAUACAGAAAUCGACAAAGCACAAGAUCUCAAUACUGUUCGAGCAGAUCCGAUUCCGGAUGUUCGGCAUUAUUGA
Messenger RNA from Meira miltonrushii, 291 nucleotides. RefSeq lists its product as uncharacterized. Bases 1 to 291 code for a protein of 96 amino acids. Gene Ontology annotation, biological process: mRNA splicing, via spliceosome. The record is from RefSeq and is a predicted model, not a curated record. The transcript is spliced from 2 exons. Gene Ontology annotation, molecular function: RNA binding. Lineage: Eukaryota; Fungi; Basidiomycota; Exobasidiomycetes; Exobasidiales; Brachybasidiaceae. Gene Ontology annotation, cellular component: precatalytic spliceosome; U4/U6 x U5 tri-snRNP complex; U6 snRNP.